GCCAGGACAUUCGUCCUAUAUCUUGUUGGAUGUUUUAAUUGGCAUGUAUAGGCCUGGUUAUGGUGGUAUAUCUGUUGUGUUUCUGUGUGUAUCCCUCUCUCAUGAUGCAGAACCCAAGUACAAAGGCUUGAGAAACCAGGGCUCCACCGACUACCUGAACAGCGUGCUUCAAGUGCUCUUCAUGACCAAAGAAUUCAGAGACGCUGUCCAAAGGGAAUACUGUAAAAACUCCCAUACCAACUACAUUGAUGCUCAGCUCAAAUCUCUCUUCAGUGGGCUGAAGACCGGUUCGCCCACUACGGAAGACAUCAUCCAAAGACUUGGGAUAGAAAAUGUAUGGAAGCAGCAAGAUGCGGCAGAGUAUUUUGAGAAGAUGCUAAGUCUGGCCAGUCCUGAGGCCUCAAAGCUUUUCCAUGGAAGGUUAAUUCACCGCACGUCAUGUUCGUGUGGCGUAAGCACUGAUGAACACAAUUCAUUUUGGACUCUGAAUCUCCCGAUUAACAAUACCCACACUGGAGUUUAUAACGUGGAAGACGGGUUGAAACGAUUUUUCAGCCAAUCAAAGUUAACCGGAGACAACCAAGUGUACUGUGAUAAGUGUGAGGCCAAAGCAGACACCACUACUGAAUGUGAUGUAGAACUCUAUCCAAAGGUUCUUGUGCUGCUGCUCAAGAGAUUUGAGUUCAGCUACUACGAAAUGGACUACGUGAAAAACGACUGCCCUGUGGAUGUUCCUCUGGACAUUGAAAUGCCAAAGGGCGUGAGCUAUGAGCUCUAUGCCACCGUGGACCAUGUGGGGGACCUGAGGGGGGGCCACUACACAGCCACCAUCCAGCCUCCAGACGACGGGGGCUGCUGGUACGACUUCAACGACUCCAGAGUUACACCGAAAAACAACUUUAAUCCAGAAAGGAGCCAGAACGGCUAUCUCCUUUUUUACAGAAAGAGAGAAAGACAAAUUAGUGAUUCACCUCAGGAGCACCACCACGGGUCGUCUGUGGACCCGGUCGAGUCGGAGACCAAUCAGAACAACGCUGACGAUGGCAACGCUGAUCUUACUAAGCGUGUUGAUCUUGAGAGAGGUGAUGAUGUCAGGAAGGGGGUUGAUGAUCCUGAGAGUGUUGAGGUUAAGAGAGAUGAUGAUGUCAGGGCGGGGGUGGAUGUCCUUGAGGGUGGUGAGGUCACAGGAGGUGAUGAGGUCACAGAGGGGGUUGAUGUUCCUGAGGGUGGUGAGGUCACAGGAGGUGAUGAGGUCACAGAGGGGGUUGAUGUCCCUGAGCGUGUUGAGGUCACAGGAGGUGAUGAGGUCACAGAGGGGGUUGAUGUCCCUGAGCGUGUUGAGGUCACAGGAGGUGAUGAGGUCAUGGGGGGGGUUGAUGUCCCUGAGCGUGUUGAGGUCACAGGAGGUGAUGAGGUCACAGAGGGGGUUGAUGUCCCUGAGCGUGUUGAGGUCACAGGAGGUGAUGAGGUCAGGGCGGGGGUUGAUGUCCCUGAGCGUGGUGAGGUCACAGGAGGUGAUGAGGUCAGGGCGGGGGUUGAUGUCACUGAGCGUGGUGAGGUCACAGAAGGUGAUGUCGUGGCGGGGGACCCUCAAACAUUGGAGAGUGCGAGGUUAGACGGGAAGGGUGGCGAGCGCAUUAAGAGAGAUGAAGAGCUUCCGACCAAUGAGAUGGACUCUCGCAAACCAGGUGAUCAAGCUGGCCAACAGGAAGCCAGCGGCACUGCCCCACCGCUCAGCGAUCUGGAGGGCGUUGUUACCGAGAGGUGGAGGGGGGAGGAGGGGCAGACGGAGGGCGGAGUAAUACAGAAGACUGACGACGAUGGCAACGCUGACCACGAUAGUGGUGGUGAUGACCACCACACUACACCCUCCUCCUCUGAGCCAUUGGAUGAACGGCCAGUGUCGGCGGGGAGCAGUGGCGUCACGGGAGGUGAUGAUGCCAUGGAGUGUGGGGAUGUCAGGACAGGUGAUGAGGUCGGGGCGGGGGACCCUCUACUAAGGGGAAUGGAGAGGUUAGACCGUAAGGGUGGCGAGCGCAGGACAACAGCUGUAGAGGUUCCGACCAAUGAGAAGGAGUCUCGUGAACCAGGUGAUCAGGCUGUCCAACAGGAAGCCAGCGGCACCGGCCCAAUGGUCAGCGGUCCAGAGGGCGGGGUUAACGAGAGGAGGAGGGGCCAGAGGGAAAGUAUGGAGCUUAUGGAAGGCUUUGAGGAGGGGGAGACGGAGGGCAGAGUAAUACAGAAGAAAGGUAGAAAAGUCUUUCACAUUCCAAACUGUCUCUCCCUAAGUGGAAUGUGUUUGAGCUCUAGGCCGAGAUUGGCAAAGCGUAAACAGAGACUGGGAAGUAUGGUUGACAUAGGUGUCAAAGAUAAAAAAUCUAUUAAAAAGAGAGAAAAGAAGAAUAGCUUUAUGGCAUUCAAUAAGCAGACCUCGGAUACAGAAUAAAAGCCAGUUUAAACAUUCCGGUUUUGCAUGUAUUUGAACGUUGUGCCAGGUUGCAGGAUCCAAAGCUGAAUUGUGCCUUGGUUAGUGAAGUUAAGCUAGUUAGUAAAAUGAAAGGGCAUCAGCUGUGUUUUUUUUGGGGACACUAUCCCUUUUUAACAUGUUGACCGGCACGAUGAUUACUAUUAAAACCUCGACUAU
This is a messenger RNA of Gadus morhua (Atlantic cod), 2644 nucleotides long. Its product is annotated as ubiquitin carboxyl-terminal hydrolase 2-like. Gene Ontology annotation, biological process: protein deubiquitination. Bases 44 to 2446 code for a protein of 800 amino acids. The record is from RefSeq and is a predicted model, not a curated record. NCBI's taxonomy places the organism in Eukaryota, Metazoa, Chordata, Actinopteri, Gadiformes, Gadidae. Gene Ontology annotation, molecular function: cysteine-type deubiquitinase activity. Gene Ontology annotation, cellular component: nucleus; cytosol. The transcript has 10 exons.